Cladocopium goreaui is the source of this 2869-nucleotide messenger RNA. NCBI's taxonomy places the organism in Eukaryota, Dinophyceae, Suessiales, Symbiodiniaceae. The record is from the annotation of a GenBank genome assembly.
GGGCUGGCAGCUCAUGGUCUGGCAGCAUCGUCGAAAGAAUCACGCCAUGCGGCAAGGUCUAAGAGCCGUUGCCCGAUGGGAGGAGCAGCAGAGGUCCGUGAUACUCCUCGAAUGGACUCGCGUGACGCGCCAGCGGAAGGCUGAGGAGCUUCUGCGCUGCAAAGGUGAACGAAGGCGCAUCUUCGCGGAGCGCCGCUUUCAGGCUUGCUCCACACAACAGCUGUGUUUGGCCUGGGAUGCCUGGCGCGGAUCUCUUCGGAGUGCUGCGGAACGCCUGGCACGCGUCCAACGUGCCUUGUUGGUGGGGAACGAACGUCUGGAAGCUGUGGCACUGGUCAUGACGUUGGGAGACCCAGACGUUGGACGCUGGGACGUCAUGUAUGACUUUAGUUCGGGGGCCAUGGCACCUUUGGCUCAAAGCCGGCCCUGGCUCUUCAGCCCUCCGGCGGUGCUCAAGUGGUGCGGCCGUGCCCUGCUGAUCGUAGAGCGUUUCGUUCACCGUGUUGUGCCAUGGAUCGUCAUGGAUCUUGCUGAAGUUGACGCUGGAGGUAGCUCUCUGAUGUGGUCAUGGUGGUCUUUGAUCCUGUGCAUGUGCGCCACUUGGUCCUCUGUCCGUGAUGGGACUGGUCUGGUGCUUACUGGCCUCUUGGAUGGAGCUCCUGAAGUGCUCACUCUGCUGGAUGUUGUCCUGGUGCAGCAAGUCUCUAUUCCGUUGCUGAAGGUGGAUGAUGGUACUAAGGUGUUGUUUCACUCACUGCAUACCUGGGAGGACUUCUUCAAACUGGUCGAUGCUUGCUGCGGGUUUGGUGGUCCUACACAUGGGGCCCAUGCCGUUGGUGUGCAAACCAUGGUUGCUGUUGACUCUAGUGCCCGUAUGGUGACCUUACACAAGGUUCAUGGAGGAUGUGAGUAUGUGAUCGGUGAUGCUGGCUGUCCCCAGGUGAUCGCUGGAGUGUGGUCCACGUGUAAUCAUGCUGCGGUGAAGAGUGUGGGAUUUUCAUGUCAGCCGUUUUCGCAGUUUGGUGAUCGGAAAGGAGGGGCAGACCCUUGUGCUAUGUCCCUUCCUAACAACCUCAGAGCUGCUCCGUCUCAGCGUGUUCAUGGUUUGGUGCUUUCAUGCGUUGUCCCUGCAUGCAGAGAUCCGUUCGUCUCACAACACCUUGAUAGGUUUGUCGACUGGUCUGGAUUUGUGAAGGAGAACAUCAUCCUUGAGCUCUCUGCUUUUGGUCAAGUACAACCGUUGAUGCAGAACCAAACACAGAUUGACGGGCAGUUUCUGGAGUUCACCCACCAUCAGUCUCAACAAGUUUCGAAUCUACAGGCCCUGAUGCAGGCCCCGUCUCAACACUUUUACGGACAAAGUGAGACCCAGUAUCAGUGCAUCCAGGCUAUGUUUGAGAAUCAGCUUUCUCAUAUACGUGGCUUGUUGCGGAAGUCCGGUUCAGGCUUUGCUGCCGUCUUGACCGUAGAACCUGCCAAUUUGCGUGGCCACUGUGCGGAAAACGCCGUGCGCAUCAAGCUGGGUAGCCCCAAGCACAUCCCAGGUAACGGCCGCCGCAUGAUGAAGUUUCGGCACCUCUGGUGCCUUGCCUGUCUUGCACUUGGCAGAUCCUUGACGCCAAGCGGUGCGGCUCUGGCAGAUAGCCUUGCCGCACAGAGUGGGGAGGACGCGCUAGAUCUGUCUUCUGUGCUGAAUGAAGGCGCAGUGGACGCUGGACAGUCGCUGUCGGAGGAUCUCCAGGAUCCGGAAGAUCCGGUGCCCGAAUUACAACUCGAGGUCACAUCCCUGGCAGCGCCGGCGACUUCGCCCACGGUUACGGCGCUUCCGCGAAACAAAGCGGAGAUGCCGGAUGAUGACAUUCAGAACCUGGAAAGGUCGGUCUUAAACCUGGUGAACCAAGGGGCCUCGCCGGGCAUGGUGACCUUCGUGGCGGAGGUGAGGAAAUUGGUGCAUGGGAAGAUGAAGAAGGAGUUGCAUCUGCAACACAGCGCCACCGAGAAGUCGUUGAACGCUUCCUACGUUGCCAUCGCCGGCUGUUCCUCUCGCGAUUGGAGAGAGAUGCUCAAUGUGGCGCUGUCGCGUGAUGUCAAUGGUUCUAGCUUGGAGACCUACAAACUCCCAGAGUUGGCCGAGGAUCACAGGAAGUGCCGCGACGUUGAAGCCGAGCGUGCGGAACGCGUGGCGGAUUUGCAGAGCUUGGCGGACGUCUUCAUGGCCAAUACGGUCUACACCUGCAAGCUCUAUGCGGGCAACGAGAGCGACCGCUUGCUGCCGGUGGGCGAUUCCAAUCGCUGUAUCAUGGAUGUGGAGAAGUAUCCUUUGAGCAGCAAGACCAGGCACAUCGACUACUUGAAGGAUCAACUGGCUUUCUGGGACGCGGAGUACCAGAAGAUCGUGGAUUCACGUGUGCAAUGCACGUCAAACACAAAGGCCUAUGAGGCGCACAAGGUCACGGUGGACCAAGCGAAAACUGCUCUGGCGGAGGUCCGCACAGCAUGCAACGAAGCGCAGGCCAAGAUGGAUGAAACUUCCUGUGGCUAUAAGGCCUCCAUCACGAAGAAAUGCGAGCUGGUGGCGCGCUGUCAAGAAAGCACUUGGAAGACCUAUAAUGAGACCUUGACCACAGCGAGGACAGAGGAGAUAUUCCUCAAGGCUCAGAUGAGCACAUUGGAGCGUAUCGAGUGCUAUUUGGGUGCCUUUGAGUCCGGGACCCGAUCUUUUUGGGUCGACAAAAAGGGGGUUCGAUGCUGCUUUGCCCCAAUGGGGAUUUUGGGUGGAUUUGGAGCAGGUGGCUGUGUUUUUUUCCAAACUUGGGGUCAUACCGAAAGAAACUGGAAACAAGGGGCAUCUCAAGAAAUAACACAAUGA